UUGCAUGCUUCAUUAAAAUGCAACCUGAACUUGUGUUGUAUUCUGUUGUAAAAAAAGUAAUGACAGAUUUCCAUGGCUUUUCACUUUCUGCUUUUACUGCUACAACUGUUGAUCAGGUUAAUACGUACAGUAGAAUGAUUAAAGCUAUCAAUACUGCUGCUGGACUUAGCGCUUAUUGUGUUCUAGCUUAUGUACCCAUUGAUCCUCAGUUAUAUAGCAGCAGCCUUUCGCACCUUAAUGACAUGGGUUUCACUGCUGAUGUUGGUUUUUAUCAGAUUACAAAGAAGAAAGAUACAAAAUCUUCAUCAUCUGUUCUUGAUGUGAAAGUGAAACCUUUUGUCUUGGGCCUACAUAAAAUGAACUGUACAAAAUUAGAAAAUUAUUAUGAUACUGAUCCAAUGGAAGCCAUAUGUAGUGACCGAAUGGAGAGAGCUUGA
Molecule: messenger RNA, 437 nt
Organism: Amphimedon queenslandica
Lineage: Eukaryota; Metazoa; Porifera; Demospongiae; Haplosclerida; Niphatidae
Exons: 3
Coding region: 18-437 (139 amino acids)
Source: RefSeq, a predicted model, not a curated record